Varroa destructor (honeybee mite) is the source of this 3195-nucleotide messenger RNA. RefSeq lists its product as uncharacterized. Lineage: Eukaryota; Metazoa; Arthropoda; Arachnida; Mesostigmata; Varroidae. Gene Ontology annotation, molecular function: RNA polymerase II transcription regulatory region sequence-specific DNA binding; DNA-binding transcription factor activity, RNA polymerase II-specific. The record is from RefSeq and is a predicted model, not a curated record. Gene Ontology annotation, biological process: regulation of transcription by RNA polymerase II.
AACACCCAGCUACAGAGAACUCUCCGUCCUCGGCGGAGUUCUGCAGCCGCUGCUGCUCACUGGUCGUGGGGGAACACAUUUCGGGUUGAGAGAAGCCCGCCUGCUUGUUGCCGGGCCGGGCGUUUGCUUCGGCGGACACCUCCUCAGUGCCGUUGGAGCGAUCAUACUGAGCGUACGGAACAGUUGUACAUUGUAUAGACAAUCGUUGCUCUAGUAAUACUACAUUAGUUCGACAUACACAGCGUGUGACGGAGCUCCGAGACCAGGCCACAGUGGCGCGCAGACUGCGAUGCUGGAUCCACAAUCAGGUCAAGAAUACGUAUCUACAGGGGUCGAAGGAUGCAGCGGGGGACCCGAAACCCUCGAGGACAUCAAAUAUCACGAUUCGUCCACCGACAAAUACCAUUCUGUUCAGGUCAUGUUCAGUUUGCCACCUAUAGAAUGCGGAACAGACCCCUCAAAUUAUUUACACCUGCAGGAAGCUCCGGCCCCGAUGAGUCCCCUGCAUACGCAGGUAACCGUACAUCAUUUGAUAAAAAAAGAAGACUCAGCUCCAACUACUCAGACCAGCGGUGUAGGAAAUCCGACCGCUGGUCCUAUGGUAAAAAAAGAAAAACACUCAGCUCACAGCGCGGCCCAAAAUAAUAAUAAUAAUACUAACACCAGCAACAACGAAGUCAAAAAGAAGAAGACCAGGACAACAUUUACGUCCUUCCAACUUGAGGAGCUCGAGCGCGCGUUUCAAAGAGCGCCGUAUCCGGAUGUUUUCGCUAGAGAAGACCUUGCCCUAAGAUUAAAUUUGAGUGAGUCGCGGGUGCAAGUCUGGUUUCAAAACCGGCGAGCAAAGUGGCGUAAAAGAGAACCCCCCCGAAAAAAUAAUUUUCUCCAAAUGACUACAGGCGUUUCUCGACUGCAGGUAGCGUGUGCCCUACCGCCGGCUCCUUCACCGCUGGCGUCUUGUACUUCAUUGGCACCUCUGUCGACGCUAACGACGCCAUCCCCAGCAUCUCCUCCAACGAAUGCGACUUCAGUAACGGCACAGCAACCCUCAACAGUGGCGCCUCCAACGUCGAGUUGUGGCUCAGUGUCACCUUCACAUGGGAAUCAUGGUGUGAGCUCCGAUCAACAGAAUUUGUACCAGUCGGCGACUGCAGCGUCUCCAUGUGGUCUUUGUGGACCCUCCCUUCCAGCAUUUUCGUCAGCGAAUUCGUUCCACGACACAGCAUCGUGGACUCAUUUUGGGCAACACUCGUUUAGCCCGCCAAUGAGCUCGAUGGCACCGAUGACUUCAAUGGCCUCAAUAUCGCCAAUGGCCUCCAUGACUCCGCAUACGGCGAGUGCUUAUGAUUACGAUAUCUAUCAGCAGCAGACACAGACGAUGCCACAUCUGCAGUAUCAAGACGAUCUCACGCUUUCGGCAGCCAUAUCCCCUCACGAUGGGUCGGGAUGUAUGUCUCCCUUGUCGGCUUCGCUUUCGCCUUUAGGACAAUGGGGAGGCCAAGCACUCCAGGAGGGCCCCCUAGCUCAGCUGGCACCUCUGUCGUCGUGCAUGGGUGGUCCUUCGCUUUCCAUAUCGAUGAGUCCGCCGCUACAUGGUCUCCAUCAUCAGCCGCAGCAGCAACAACAAGGUCAUCCCUCCUCGCCAGCACCCCUCUUCGACAUAAGAAACCCCUCUGAUGUUUCGGGAGCCCAACAACCACAACAACAACAACAGCAGCAGCAGCAGCAGCAGCAACAACAACAACAACGACAACAACAACAUGGUGGCCAUUCAAGCUCGCAAACUCCUCAAUCACAAGGCGCUCCAGGCAGUCAAUCCGCAACACAUAGCGGCCCCGGGGGGGGCGGCCAGCACACAGCCGUAUCCUCGAACUCGACUAACCCUUUAUCGUCACUUUCGCCGCUUGAUGUGUUCAAUUAGUUUUCUAGUACAGAAACAACAAAAAGUGCAGUAAUUGUGAGACAGUUGUAAUGACGGUUAUGGCACGGGAGUUAUGGUUUGCCGAUGUCAGCUUGUUUGAAAGGAAAUAUCUAAAAGUUGAAAAUGCCUCAAGUGAAGACUGGACAGAGAUUAUAAGAACCUUUGAAUGUUAUGGUUAGAUCCUCCUAGCUGGUCACGCUUUGGGAAGCGGAAGCGUCGCUUUAAGAAAACAAAAGAUAUUCUGUGCCUUGGUGCCCUAGCGACAAAUGCAUUUUUGGUGAAUACCGGUGUGUCUUAACGUAUUUUUCGCCCUUUUUAGAUACAAGAUGAUACCAUUUUUACGUCUAGCGCGUCUAGAACACGUCUAGCGCUCAUACACACACGCGCCAAUAAGGAUUUAAAGGGCGACGACAGCUUAUACGUGUAUUUAGAGUAACAGAAGUUUCGAUGGUUAGAUUGGCAGAAGGACAUUGAUCAAGUGGCUUCAAGUGAACAGGAGACCGAGCCAAGAUCUUUGAACGUAGAAUUAAGUUAGAUCUGGGUUAGUAGAGAAACGGUUUAAAAUGCAUGCUGGUAUGUCUCAGUCGGCUAACAGUUAUCGCUAAAGCCUGUACGUUCAACGGAUAACAGUACCUCCAAUACUCGGAAUAAUGUACAAAAUGAUACGUAUGAUUAUGAUGAUUAACUCUGAUGAUAAAGCUUUUUUUUUUUUUCGAUAUAUAUUGAUAAUUACACCAACAACACAAAAGGCAAUAUACAAUAGUUAUCUUAUUCAAGGUCAAUUAGGUAAACAGUGAAACAAUUCUAGAUAGGACAUAUCAUAUUGAAUUCAUACUGUGAAGCAGUAGAAAACGAACAAGCGCUUCUCUACCGAGAGAAUUUUGACAAUACGAUAAAUUAAUAUCUGAUUUUCGGCGUCCUGAACGUGUCCGAAAAGGCUAUUUUUUGCACAUGUUUGGAUAGAAUUAACCAUAGGCUAACUAUAUAUAUAGUUAAAAUGAAUGUCUACCCCAUUGCACCUACUAAUCAUAUCUUGAAAGCCGACAUAACGAUAGUAAAACGUUCUUCUAUGAUCGCCCGUAGACAUGCGGAUUGUGUCACGCUAGCUUGAAGAGUUUCGAGCUUAUGGGCAACAAGAAUUUUUGAUCGACUGCUUAAUAUGAAGCUCAAGCUAAUCAGCUGAAGAACAGCGACCUCCUACUUCUUCCUGUGUAUGAUAUUAGAGCAACAAAAAAAAACUUAUUGAUGUUCCAUAAAUAAGCUGCACUACUGCU